This is a messenger RNA of Penicillium malachiteum, 2109 nucleotides long. Its product is annotated as putative phosphoinositide phosphatase (Sac1). The transcript is spliced from 3 exons. Gene Ontology annotation, molecular function: phosphatidylinositol-4-phosphate phosphatase activity. Gene Ontology annotation, biological process: phosphatidylinositol dephosphorylation. Lineage: Eukaryota; Fungi; Ascomycota; Eurotiomycetes; Eurotiales; Aspergillaceae. Gene Ontology annotation, cellular component: endoplasmic reticulum. The record is from RefSeq and is a predicted model, not a curated record. The coding region runs from base 1 to 2109 and encodes 702 amino acids.
AUGGCUCCUCACAUCCAUCUUUUCAGGGAUGUCAAUUUACAUGCAUCCCCAUCCCACUAUGCUUUCACAUCGCCCUCUUCUCCCCAGGCACCAACACUAGUUGUGGACCGACCAACUGGGGAUCUCCGUCUCAAUGAUGGCCCUCUCCCAGGUGCAAAGCGGAUAUCUAGCAUUGCUGGAAUUUUAGGAAUGAUCAAGUUGAAGCUGGACAAGUACAUCAUUGUUAUCACCAAAGCCCAGCCCAUGGGACGACUUCGAGGUCAUAUGGUAUACAAAAUUGCCGCGACCGAGUUCCUCCCAAUGCGCGAACGUCCUCUCCACGAUACCGAUGAAGAUACCUACCUUGCGCUGAUCAAAAAUCUACUUCGCACCGGCCCCAUGUACUUCUCCUAUUCUUUGGAUCUGACCAACAGUUUCCAGCGUCAAUCACAAUGUGCUCCCGAGUUGCCCAUGUGGAAGCGCGCCGAUGACCGUUUCUUCUGGAAUCGCUUCAUUCAGUCAGAUCUGAUUGACUUCAGUCUGGGAGAGAAUGAUACCAGCGGCAUCCGAUAUGGCCCUCAGCCAGGCGUCGACCCCUACAUCCUCCCUGUUAUGUUCGGCAUGCUCCGUAUCACACCUGCUCGAGUCAAAUCAACUUCUUUCACAUUCGCACUUGUGACUCGUCGAUCCAGACACCGAGCGGGAACCCGGUAUUUCUCUCGCGGUAUCGAUGAGCUCGGCCACGUUUCGAAUUACAAUGAGACCGAACAGAUCGUGAUUCUUAAUGAUUCCACGGGUGGAAUGUCCGGAUUUGCUGGUGGGCAAUCAAUGUCCAAUGACAAGACAAACCAAGAUUUGCAGGUUUAUUCCUUCGUACAGACUCGCGGUAGUGUCCCUGUGUUCUGGGCCGAGGUUAACAACCUGAAAUACACACCGAAGCUCCAGGUUCGAGGUGUAGACACUGCGGUCGAGGCUGCUCGCAAGCACUUCUCGGAGCAGAUUCGUCUUUAUGGAGAGAACUACCUGGUCAACCUUGUCAACCAAAAAGGCCGAGAGGAGCGUGUAAAGAGCGCUUAUGAGCAGAUGGUUCGCACUCUCCUGUCAUCCUCUUACGAAACCGCUGAGAAUGAUGGGACGUCCGAGAAGAUGCAUGUUCUGGAAUCAGAUCGGAAGCAGAAAGAUAUGGAUCGUCUGCACUAUGUCUACUUUGAUUUCCACAACGAGACCAAGGGUCUUAAGUGGCACCGUGCCGAGUUACUACUAAAUCGUUUGUCAGAUGGUUUAGCACAAGGAGGCUACUUCCGUGGCGUUGAAGCUCCCGGUGCACCAGGCGGACAGCUGGACAUUCGAUCAACACAAUCAAGUGUAGUCCGUACUAAUUGCAUGGACUGUCUUGACCGGACCAACGUUGUACAGAGUAUGCUAGGCCGCUGGGCCCUAACCCGCCAAUUGAUGGAUGCUGGCGUCCUUCGCACUGGGGAAAAUGCCAAUGAUGAUCGAGAAUUCGAGGAUCUGUUCCGAAAUAUUUGGGCGGAUAAUGCGGAUGUCGUCUCCAAAUCCUACUCUGGUACCGGGGCCCUGAAGACAGAUUUCACCCGGACAGGUAAGCGUACUCGUGCGGGUGCGCUGCAAGAUUUGUCAAACUCUAUCACUCGAUAUGUGCGGAACAACUUCCUGGAUGGUCCCCGACAAGAUGGAUUCGAUGUCUUCUUGGGUACUUAUCUUCCAUCGGAUUCAAUGGCUGUGAACAUCCAGCUAUUUUUCGACCGCCGACCGCUUGUGAUCCAGUCUGUUCCUUAUGUCUUUGGAGCAAGCUUGUUCAUGCUCCUAGUUGCAUUAUUUACCCGCCAAUUGCCAGACGCUGCAGUUUGGCCACUUCGCAUUUUUAUGCUCUUCUGGUUGAUCAUUGGUGGAUAUUCCCUCUACUUCAUCCAGGGACACGGCAUGCUUUAUGUCAACUGGCCUAAGCUCAAUACCCCAAUUGCCGGCGCCGAGGGAUAUCAAGAUGCAAUCAUCAAAGCCCGCACAGAUCCAAUCGUUGGCCAAUGGCUUCCUUCGAGACGUCACCAACGUGGUGUCAGCAAUGCUCGCCUUGUCUUCCUCGAGGAAGGAAAGACCAGAAUUGAGUAA